Messenger RNA from Leishmania mexicana MHOM/GT/2001/U1103, 699 nucleotides. Its product is annotated as putative nucleolar protein family a. The record is from RefSeq and is a predicted model, not a curated record. Lineage: Eukaryota; Euglenozoa; Kinetoplastea; Trypanosomatida; Trypanosomatidae. Gene Ontology annotation, biological process: snoRNA guided rRNA pseudouridine synthesis; ribosome biogenesis. Gene Ontology annotation, cellular component: box H/ACA snoRNP complex. The transcript has a single exon. Gene Ontology annotation, molecular function: box H/ACA snoRNA binding. Bases 1 to 699 code for a protein of 232 amino acids.
AUGCCCCGAGGAUUCGGAGGACGUGGCGGUGGUGACCGCGGUGGUGGCAGCCGCGGCUUUGGGGGCCCCCGUGGGGGCCGCGGUGGCGGCGGCUUCGGCGGUGGUCGAGGUGGCGGCCGUGGCGGUCACAUGUCGGAGCCUGACCCGCCGGAGAACGUGGAGGAGGUCGGCACCUUCAUGAACGCCGCAGAGGGCGAGUUAGUUUACAAGGUCACGGCGCGCGCUGUGGUGCCGCGCUUCAACGCGUUUGUGUACACCGAAAAUAAGGCGAAGGUCGGGAAAAUCGAGGAGAUUCUCGGCAACACAACAGAUGUCAUGUUUUCCGUGAAGCCAUCGCCUGGCGUGCAGGCGGCGUCCCUCAGCGAGGGCGAUAAAGUGUACAUUUCGCCUACGCAGUUUACACCUCUCCGUGUCUUCACCGACCCGCCGAAGCCGCGGGGUCGUGGUGGUCGCGGCGGCGACCGUGGUGGUCGUGGUGGUGGCCGCGGCGGCGAUCGUGGUGGUCGCGGCGGGUUCGGUGGUCGCGGCAGCUUCGGCGGCAUGGGUGGUGGUCGCGGCAGCUUCGGCGGCAUGGGUGGCGGGCGCGGCAGCUUCGGCGGCAUGGGUGGCGGGCGCGGCAGCUUCGGCGGCGGUGGCCGUGGAAGCUUUGGUGGUCGUGGCGGCGGCCGUGGUUUCGAUGGUCGCGGUCGCGGUCACUAG